UAUGGUUGAAUAAACCCCAAUAUAGAUAGAAACCCUAGACUCUCCUUCAGAUUCGUUGUUGGGGUGGCCUCCGAAGAACACACGCCAUUUUCACGCAGCAGCAGCAGCAAUGGUGAAGUACUCGAAGGAACCAGAAAACCCUACCAAAUCUUGCAAAGCCAGAGGAUCUGAUCUCAGGUGCCAUUUUAAGAAUACCCGUGAAACAGCCCAUGCUAUCCGUAAGUUGCCUUUAAUCAAGGCUAAGAGAUACUUGGAAGAUGUUUUGGCUCAUAAGCAAGCCAUUCCAUUUACCCGUUUUUGUCGCGGAGUUGGGCGUACUGCUCAGGCAAAAAACCGUCAUUCUAAUGGUCAAGGGCGUUGGCCUGCAAAGUCUGCGAAGUUUAUCCUUGAUUUACUCAAAAAUGCUGAGAGUAACGCAGAGGUCAAAGGGUUGGAUGUGGACGCCCUUCACAUCUCUCACAUCCAGGUGAACCAAGCCCAGAAACAGAGACGUCGUACAUACCGUGCACAUGGAAGAAUUAAUCCUUACAUGUCAUCUCCGUGUCACAUUGAGCUCACUUUGUCUGAGAAAGAAGAACCUGUUAAAAAGGAGCCUGAGACUCAAUUGGCCCCUAGAACCAAAAAGAAUCAAGCUUAAGUGAGGGGUGCAUCCUCUUCAGUCAUAGUGUGGUUUUUUGUUUUCAUUUGUUAUAUUUCCCUUUCCAAAGAUUCUUAUAUAUCAAUUAUGGAGAUCUUGCUUUUUGGUUUUAAAAUAUUCAAGGAAAACUUGUUUCAUUCAUGGUUGAAUAUUCAAUUGUGAUUUGGUUCUA
This is a messenger RNA of Helianthus annuus (common sunflower), 809 nucleotides long. RefSeq names its product 60S ribosomal protein L17-2. Gene Ontology annotation, molecular function: structural constituent of ribosome. Gene Ontology annotation, cellular component: cytosolic large ribosomal subunit; ribosome. The transcript has 7 exons. Lineage: Eukaryota; Viridiplantae; Streptophyta; Magnoliopsida; Asterales; Asteraceae. The record is from RefSeq and is a predicted model, not a curated record. The coding region runs from base 110 to 637 and encodes 175 amino acids. Gene Ontology annotation, biological process: cytoplasmic translation.